AUGGCGAUGGAGGGUGUCCCCGUCCCCGAGCGGACCAAGACAAAGAUCGCCCGGGACGUGAAGCUCCUCGACAAGAUGAAGAAGGCGAAGGAAGCCCGCGCAAAGAAGGUACAUGCACAGCGUCAUGCGCUCAAGAUGAGGACGUACAAGUAUGUGAGCGAGUACAGGAAGGAGAGAGAGAACCUCAUCAAGCUGAGACGCGAGGCCAAGGCCAAGGGAGGCUUUUACAAGGAUCCCGAGGCCAAGGUGAUCCUGGCCACCCGCAUCAAGGGUAUCAACAAGCUUGCUCCCAAGCCGAAGAUGAUUCUGCGCCUCUUUCGGUUGCGUCAGCUCCACAACGCGGUCUUCAUCAAGGUCAACAAGGCCACCAUUGAAAUGUUGAAGGCUGUCCAGCCCUUCAUCACCUACGGCUACCCGACCCUGAAAACAGUGCGCCAGCUCGUCUACAAGCGUGGCUACGCCAAGGUCGGCAAACCCGGCGCCCACUCGCGCAUCCGCCUUCAGGCGAAUGACAUCGUCUCGGAGCAUUUGGGAAAGUACGGCAUUCAUGGGGUCGAGGACCUCGUCCACGAAAUCUACACGUGCGGUCCGUACUUCAAGCAGGCGAACAACUUCCUGUGGCCGUUUAAGCUCAGCUCUCCCCGCAAGGGCUUCAAGAGCAAGCGCCACGGCUACAACGAGCCCCGCAAGGGAGACUGGGGCAACAGAGAGGAAAUGAUCAACGAGUUGGUUCAGAGAAUGAUCUAA
Molecule: messenger RNA, 747 nt
Organism: Neospora caninum
Lineage: Eukaryota; Apicomplexa; Conoidasida; Eucoccidiorida; Sarcocystidae
Exons: 5
Coding region: 1-747 (248 amino acids)
Biological process (GO): maturation of LSU-rRNA from tricistronic rRNA transcript (SSU-rRNA, 5.8S rRNA, LSU-rRNA)
Cellular component (GO): cytosolic large ribosomal subunit
Molecular function (GO): RNA binding; structural constituent of ribosome
Source: RefSeq, a predicted model, not a curated record